UGAGGGAGAGAGAGAAGGGAAAGGAAGGGAAAAACUUUUCCGGCAGCCCGGGAGGAGCAGGCAGGGCCGGAGCAGAGCGCGGCGGAGCCCCCGCACCCUCCGCCCGCCCCAUGGCUUUAUAAAGGGCUGCUCCCCGGGGGGGGCUGCCGGGGGGGCUGAGCGCCUGCUCUGCGCUUCUAGACACAGCUUGGAUUGGUUUUUUAAAUUUUUUAAAUUUUUUUUUUCAUCCCCCCCCACCACCACCACCGCCUCCUGAAGCCGCGCCGAGCUGGUGCCCCGUUUUUUUGGGGGGAGCAUGGAUACGCACACGCGGUGGAAAAGGCGCAGUUGGAUACGGAGCUGCUCGGUGCCCGCUGAGCUGCUGCUGCUGCUGCUGUUGGGUGCCCUGUCCCUCGGCCGGGCAGCUGAACCUGCAGACCUCUUGAAGGUGUUAGAUUUUCAUAAUUUACCUGAUGGUAUCACAAAAACCACGGGGUUUUGCACAAGCAGAAGAUUCAAAGAAGCAGAUGUUGCUUACAGAGUAACAAAAGAUGCUCAGCUCAGUGCCCCAACAAAGCAGCUGUAUCCUGCUUCCCCCUUCCCAGAGGACUUCUCCAUUCUAACCACUGUAAAAGCGAAGAAAGGAGGUCAGUCCUUCUUGAUCUCAAUUUACAAUGAGCAAGGGAUCCAGCAAAUUGGUGUGGAGUUGGGUAGAUCUCCUGUAUUCCUGUAUGAAGACCAUACAGGAAAGCCAGGCCCAGAAGACUAUCCUCUCUUUAGAGGCAUUAACCUAGCAGAUGGCAAGUGGCACCGAGUGGCUCUGAGUGUGCAGAAGAAAAACGUCACCUUGGUUCUGGACUGUAAAAAGAAAAUCACCAAGUUCCUGGACCGCAGCGAGCAUCCCAUCAUCGACGUCAACGGCAUCAUCGUGUUCGGCACCAGGAUAUUGGAUGAGGAGGUCUUUGAGGGUGACAUCCAGCAGCUCCUGAUCGUGGCGGACCCGCGGGCAGCCCUGGAGUACUGUGAGCACUACAGCCCCGACUGUGACACCGCCAUCCCCGACUCCCCCCAGUCCCAGGACCCCAACCAGGAUGAAUACUACACGGACGGGGAGGGAGAAGGUGACACUUACUACUACGAGUACCCCUACUACGAGGACGUGGAUGAAGCUGUCAAACCAGAAGCCCCCACCACCAAACCCAGCCCUCCUGAGGUGGCUGCUGGAGAGAAACCCGAAACCAAGGAGGAUUAUCCAGCUCCCACAGCACCCCCUGAGAGAGGGAACCCCGGGAAGCAGCCCAAGGAGGACGGAGCAGUGGAAGAUCCCCUGGUUGAUGAGUACAACUACGAGACCAUCAACGAGGAGUAUUUUACCCCCAUGCCCUAUGAAGAUAUCAACUACAACGAGGAAAUCGAUCCCCAGGGUGGCCUCACUGAAAAUGCAGUGGAAGCUGAACUCCCCACGAGCACUGUCGUCACCUACAAUGAGACUGAUGCUGCUCAAGGAGGGGAUGACCUGGAUAAAGAUUUCACUGAGGAAACCAUAAAGGAAUAUGAUGGGAAUUAUUAUGACAAUUAUUACGACCGGACGGCCUCUCCCGACAUCGGCCCCGGCAUGCCAGCCAACCAGGACACCAUCUACGAAGGGAUCGGUGGCCCCCGGGGUGAGAAGGGGCAGAAGGGGGAACCUGCCAUCAUUGAGCCGGGAAUGCUGGUGGAAGGCCCCCCUGGUCCCGAAGGCCCAGCAGGCCUUCCAGGACCUCCAGGACCAACUGGACCCGUGGGGUUGAUGGGAGACCCAGGGGAGAGGGGCCCGCCUGGACGCCCAGGUCUCCCAGGAGCAGAUGGAUUGCCAGGACCACCAGGGACAAUGCUUAUGCUGCCUUUCCGCUUCAGCGGCGGAGGCGACGCGGGCUCCAAAGGACCCAUGGUGUCAGCCCAGGAGGCACAAGCCCAGGCCAUCCUGCAGCAGGCCAGGCUGGCACUGAGGGGACCAGCAGGACCCAUGGGCCUGACGGGGCGGCCGGGCCCGAUGGGACCCCCGGGCAGUGGAGGACUGAAGGGAGAAGCUGGAGAAAUGGGACCUCAGGGUCCACGAGGCAUCCAAGGCCCUCCCGGUCCUGCAGGGAAGCCAGGCCGCAGGGGACGAGCUGGCAGUGACGGUGCCCGGGGCAUGCCAGGCCAGACAGGACCAAAGGGUGACCGAGGCUUUGAUGGCUUGGCUGGUUUGCCUGGUGAGAAGGGAAACAGAGGUGAGCCAGGCCCCCACGGCCCCCCAGGGGCUCCUGGAGAGGAUGGGGAGAGGGGAGAUGAUGGAGAAGUUGGACCCAGAGGUCUCCCUGGAGAACCUGGACCCCGAGGACUGCUGGGCCCCAAGGGACCCCCAGGCCCCCCGGGGCCACCGGGUGUGGCUGGCAUGGAUGGACCAACAGGUCCCAAAGGGAAUGUGGGCCCUCAGGGCGAGCCAGGGCCCCCAGGACAGCAGGGGAACCCAGGGGCUCAGGGUCUUCCAGGUCCACAAGGCGCCAUCGGUCCCCCAGGAGAGAAAGGCCCGCUGGGCAAACCUGGUCUCCCUGGCAUGCCUGGUGCUGAUGGGCCCCCGGGUCACCCUGGCAAGGAAGGUCCUCCUGGAGAGAAGGGGAGUCAGGGUCCCCCAGGUCCUCAGGGCCCCAUUGGAUAUCCAGGACCACGAGGAGUCAAGGGAGCAGAUGGAGUUCGUGGCUUGAAAGGCACCAAGGGGGAAAAGGGUGAAGAUGGUUUCCCUGGCUUCAAAGGUGACAUGGGCAUCAAAGGAGACCGGGGGGAAAUCGGCCCCCCUGGCCCCCGGGGUGAGGAUGGGCCUGAAGGCCCCAAAGGUCGCUCUGGCCCCAAUGGAGAUCCAGGUCCUCUUGGCCCUGCUGGAGAGAAGGGAAAACUCGGCGUGCCAGGACUGCCAGGGUACCCGGGCAGGCAGGGCCCCAAGGGCUCCAUCGGCUUCCCAGGAUUCCCAGGAGCCAACGGAGAGAAGGGCACACGGGGCACUCCUGGCAAACCAGGUCCAAGGGGGCAGCGUGGUCCCACGGGUCCACGUGGGGAAAGAGGCCCCAGGGGAAGCACUGGAAAGCCUGGCCCAAAGGGCAACUCUGGUGGUGAUGGCCCCCCUGGUCCUCCUGGAGAAAGGGGACCACCAGGGCCUCAAGGACCAACUGGAUUUCCUGGACCAAAAGGCCCCCCUGGUCCCCCUGGGAAGGAUGGAUUGCCUGGGCACCCUGGACAGAGAGGAGAAACUGGUUUCCAAGGCAAGACUGGCCCUCCAGGCCCCCCUGGUGUCGUAGGGCCCCAGGGUCCAACUGGUGAGACUGGACCCAUGGGUGAGCGAGGCCAUCCAGGCCCCCCAGGUCCCCCAGGUGAACAAGGCCUUCCUGGCCUCACUGGAAAAGAAGGCACCAAGGGGGAUCCUGGUCCUGCUGGCCUCCCAGGGAAGGAUGGUCCCCCUGGAUUGAGAGGGUUCCCUGGAGAGCGAGGCCUCCCCGGCCCCAUUGGUUCUCCAGGGCUGAAAGGCAACGAAGGUCCCCCAGGCCCUCCAGGCCCAGCCGGCUCCCCUGGGGAGCGUGGCCCUGCAGGAUCAGCUGGCCCUAUAGGAUUGCCAGGGAGACCUGGCCCCCAGGGACCUCCAGGACCUGCAGGUGAAAAGGGAGCUCCAGGGGAGAAGGGUCCCCAAGGACCGGCUGGCCGGGAUGGCAUCCAGGGCCCCGUGGGGCUGCCGGGCCCCGCAGGUCCUGUUGGACCUCCUGGAGAGGAUGGAGACAAGGGUGAGAUCGGGGAGCCUGGGCAGAAGGGCAGCAAAGGUGACAAGGGGGAGCAGGGUCCCCCAGGCCCCACCGGUCCCCAGGGCCCAAUUGGUCAGCCUGGCCCAGCUGGAGCUGAUGGAGAGCCCGGGCCCCGAGGACAGCAAGGCCUCUUUGGUCAGAAAGGUGACGAAGGACCCCGAGGUUUCCCUGGCCCCCCUGGCCCUGUGGGCUUGCAGGGCCUGCCAGGACCACCUGGGGAAAAGGGAGAAACGGGUGACGUUGGGCAGAUGGGCCCACCAGGCCCACCAGGACCCAGAGGUCCAUCUGGGCCACCAGGAGCAGACGGUCCACAGGGUCCUCCUGGAGGAAUAGGAAACCCUGGUGCAGUAGGAGAGAAGGGUGAACCUGGGGAAUCUGGAGAGCCUGGUCUCCCUGGAGAGGUUGGCCUGCCGGGCCCUAAAGGUGAAAGAGGUGAAAAGGGAGAAGCAGGUCCCUCUGGUGCUGCUGGUCCACCUGGCCCCAAAGGCCCACCAGGUGAUGAUGGCCCCAAAGGCAGCCCUGGUCCAGUUGGUUUCCCUGGUGACCCUGGUCCUCCUGGAGAGCCUGGCCCAGCUGGUCAAGAUGGUCCUCCUGGUGACAAAGGUGAUGAUGGUGAACCUGGACAAACUGGUUCCCCUGGGCCCACAGGAGAGCCAGGCCCCUCUGGACCCCCUGGAAAACGGGGGCCUCCUGGUCCAGCUGGUCCUGAAGGAAGGCAAGGAGAGAAAGGAGCCAAGGGGGAAGCUGGCUUGGAAGGACCUCCUGGGAAGACUGGACCCAUUGGUCCCCAAGGUGCUCCAGGGAAGCCUGGCCCCGAUGGCCUUCGUGGGAUUCCUGGCCCAGUUGGUGAACAAGGUCUCCCAGGAUCCCCUGGCCCAGAUGGUCCUCCAGGCCCAAUGGGCCCUCCGGGUUUGCCUGGUCUGAAAGGAGACUCUGGUCCUAAAGGGGAGAAGGGUCACCCAGGUUUAAUUGGUCUAAUUGGACCACCAGGAGAGCAGGGAGAAAAGGGUGACAGAGGCCUCCCAGGGCCCCAGGGCUCAGCAGGACCCAAAGGAGAGCAGGGUAUCACAGGUCCCUCUGGACCCAUUGGACCUCCAGGGCCCCCAGGAUUACCGGGUCCACCUGGUCCCAAAGGUGCUAAAGGCUCAUCAGGUCCCACAGGUCCAAAGGGUGAAUCAGGUCUUCCUGGGCCCCCAGGACCUCCUGGUCCCCCUGGAGAAGUCAUCCAGCCCCUGCCCAUCCAGGCUGCCAAGAGGACCAGGAGGAACAUUGAUGCCAGCCAGCUGCUGGACGAUGGCAAUGCUGACAACUACAUGGACUAUGCUGAUGGCAUGGAGGAGAUUUUCGGCUCCCUGAACUCCUUGAAACUGGAAAUCGAGCAGAUGAAGCAUCCCUUGGGCACUCAGCACAACCCAGCACGCACCUGCAAGGACCUGCAGCUCUGCCACCCUGAUUUCCCAGAUGGUGAAUACUGGGUUGAUCCCAACCAGGGCUGUUCCAGGGACUCUUUCAAAGUUUACUGUAAUUUCACGGCUGGAGGAGAGACCUGCAUCUUCCCUGAUAAGAAAUCUGAAGGAGCUAGAAUUACUUCCUGGCCCAAGGAAAACCCAGGCUCGUGGUUCAGUGAAUUCAAGCGCGGUAAACUGCUCUCCUACGUGGACUCGGACGGGAACCCCAUCGGGGUGGUGCAGAUGACCUUCCUGCGUCUGCUGAGCGCCUCGGCCCACCAGAACAUCACCUACAACUGCUACCAGUCGGUGGCCUGGCACGAUGCCACCACCAACAGCUACGACAAGGCCAUCCGCUUCCUGGGCUCCAACGACGAGGAGAUGUCCUACGACAACAGCCCCUACAUCCGGGCUGCCCUCGACGGCUGCGCGGCAAGGAAGGGCUACCAGAAAACCAUCCUGGAAAUCAACACGCCCAAAGUGGAGCAGGUCCCCAUAGUCGACAUCAUGUUCAAUGACUUCGGAGAAGCGGCACAGAAAUUUGGAUUCGAGGUGGGACCAGCUUGCUUCCUGGGCUAAAAGAGCCACCUGAACCUAGUCUCCAAAUGAGCAACCUCGUAACCUCAUUGCGCCAUUUAAUUAAAAACAAAAAAAGAGAAAAAAGAGAAAAAAAAGGAGAAAAAAAAGAAUUCCUCGUCACGUGCACGGUCUGAAACUGGACAGCGAUGGGUUAUUAUUUUUUUUUCCUCCCCCCCACCUAUUUUGUUGUGUCCCUGGUUUUGCCCCGGCCCCUCUGUGCCCCCCAGCCAUUCCCAGGAUGGAUAUGGAAUCUCAUGACCAACAGCCACACACGGAGACCUGGCCCUGUCCCUGCUGCCACCGCUGCUGCCCCGCGGCCACCGAGCUGAGCCCACCUCCAGCAAACUCCUCCUGCCUCCUCCUCCUCUUCUUCUUCUCACCAGGAAGCAUUUGUUUGUUCCUAAGGAAAAAAAAAAAAUGGAAAAAACUUGAAGUUCCUCAUGUCCAGCUCGAUGUUGAAGUCCCGGCAGUCCUGGAUCUGAAGCUCCUCAGAGGGGUUUUGUUGCCUUCCACGAGGUUUGGAUCAGCUCCAGCAUGGCCAAUUCCAGAAUUUUCUGUGUUUGCCUCAUUCCACGUUUCCAAAGUGCUGACUCAAGGUCACACUGGGCAUCUCUUUGCCUUGUCUUAAAGGUGCUUCUAUUUUUGUAUGUUUGUGAGUAAAUAUUUGUGUCGUAUUUUAUUUGAAAUGUUGGAACGUUUCCGCCUUCGAACCACGCAAGUGACCUUGUCUGUAUUGAAGCCACCCCAUCCCAGCCAAGCUUCCAGCUGGGAAUGAAGACAGCAGCUCCUGUCCCCACUUCUGCCUCUUCCCAGCCCCAAAGUGGGAUCUGGAGCCUUGGAAUUUCCCCCAGGAUCAGGUGCAAACCAGCCCCCUGAGCCACAGGUGCCUUUUGGAACAAUUCCUUUCCAAAUGAGGAAAUUUAAGCCAUUUUUUAACAAAUUCCCUACAAAUCCCCCUGAUCUAAAAGCAGGAUCUGCAUUGAGUCUCUGCCUUUUCAUCCACUUGCUUAACACCCAUAUUUUGAAUUAAUUCUUUUUUUUUUUCCUUUCAGCAUUCCUUUAAAAUGAUAAGAAUUAAACCUGAAUCCAUUCCCAGUGGCAGAUCCCAGUGGCAGGGGAAAUCCAUUUGUCCUCUCUGAAUAUCAAGAAUAAAAAAAUAAAAAAAUUUAAAAAAAAAAA
Molecule: messenger RNA, 6994 nt
Organism: Passer domesticus (house sparrow)
Lineage: Eukaryota; Metazoa; Chordata; Aves; Passeriformes; Passeridae
Gene: COL5A1
Product: collagen type V alpha 1 chain
Biological process (GO): extracellular matrix organization
Molecular function (GO): extracellular matrix structural constituent conferring tensile strength
Source: RefSeq, a predicted model, not a curated record